AUGGCGCUCCCGUUCAAUCCAAACACGAUCAAGCGCAACGCGCGCGUGUAUGGCUUCAACACCCAAGAAGCCGCCAUAUUCGCGCACAUUGCGCUCGACCAGCUCCGGGGCCUCAACGCGUCGUCCUCCGAGCCCGUCUCCCUUGAACAAAUCGCGGAAGCCAUCAAGCGCUAUGCCACCUCGGAAGUGGAGCGGGAAAGGGCCAUUAAGCCCGAGAUUCGGGACCGGGGCAUCUCCAUCCUCGACGACAUGGAAGCAGACUUGCUGCAGAUGGGGACUGAAAUCCACGAGUCCAACGAUGGAAACAUGCCCGAGCCGAUGAUUGUCGAGGAAGAGAGCCAUGGCCAGCCGUCUAAGCGAUUCAAGUUUGACGACGACGGACUGGAGCAGUACUUUGGCAAAGACGAUCCGUAUAAUUCUCGAACAGAAGUGGCACCGCUAAGUCUCAAGUAUUAUAAUCAAGACAUAAUAACAGCAAUGUGCGCAAGGGUCGAACUAGCAGUUGAAUUAGGAAAACAGCUCGCGCCCGAGGACCUGGUCAACCUGUACGCGACGAGCCGUACCUUUCACAGUGCCAUCAACGAACACAUGCUCUCCAGCAUCCGCAUGUGGAUUGCACACCGAGCCCCCGAGGCAGGCAAGAUAUUCGAGUUCCGCCUGUACCGACGAGUCCUGGUGACGGACCCGGCGGGGAGGACAUGGCACGAGCAGUGCCAGGGAGGUGAGGCGGCGAGGACAAACCCCGAGCUCAUGGCCCAGGUCCGCUCGGUUCCCGGCCUGCGAUACCUGCAGCUCGUCCUGGGCAGGGACCGGUGCUGCAGGCAAAUCAUCGGCAUCAUGGCCAGAAACGGCUUCCUCAUGCCCAAGUCGAUGCACGGGACGCUGCUGCGGCUCUGGCUGCUCAUGGACAUAGCCACCUCUGGCCAGCGGCAGGCUCUCCUGCGCAACCAGGACAUCUGGUCAGACGGCCACAUCUACAAUGCUCAAAUGUUCUUCAUGAAGCUCCUCAUGGCGUUCAACGAUCCCACCUACGGCCCCGGCAGCCCCGAGCUCCUCCACCUGUUCCUGGGCCAAAAGGGCCUCUACCCGCUCUGGCAGCUUCUCCUGCGCAAGAGGUUCACCACCCUCCCCGACCUAAUCGACCUCCAGGUCCGAUACCAGUACGACGUCCCUCCCGAGCUCGCCGCCAACCAGGCCGGCGAGCAGACCACCAUCCACGGCGUGCCCCUUCACGAAGUGGGAACGGGCCACUACGAGGGCUGGGGCCUGGGGGACAACCAUCUCCUCCGCCCGGACGAACUCAUCCCCAUGGAAGCCACGGCACGGACUCUCGAUCUGGAGCAUCACUUGAUAUACAUGAUGAUGUGGGGGUACUUCGACACCCGCAGCGGCGACAACAUCGUCCCCACCCAAGACGACAUGUACAUCUCCGACGAGGAGAACGUCCUCAAGCACAUGGACACGUCGUACCACUGGAAGAAGAAGCACGCCCUGAAGAAGAGCUUCUUCCACCUGUCCGCGGAACAGAAGCAGAAAAUCCUGGAUGACGACGAAGACGACCGCCUGAGAGCACUAGCCUGGACAGGCGACUCCUCAGAAGGCGACUCCGACGACGACGCGGGAGAAGAGCACCCUUACCCGCUCGACGAAGAAAUCAACCGCGGCUUCAUCGUCCGAUCCCCACGCAAGGACGAAAAGAAGGUCAGCGUCCCGGAAAUGAACGACAAGCAAGGGUGGGAGGACUUUGUCAACGCCGCAUUGACGACUGUCGGCCCCGAUCUGGGGGAGGACCAAAAGCUCAGAGCGCAGGCGUGGUAUAAUUAUUCCAAGGGCCAGGCGGAAGGCGGGAGGGACUGGCAGGCCUGGCUGGCGCACGAGGAAGCCAAUAGGGCCGCCGAGGCCGACGGGGAAGGCGACCGCGAGAGCGAGGCAGAGACCAUCAUCGUGGGCGACGAAAGCCUGGCCGGUGACGAGGACGCCGGCAGCGACACGGAGGACGGCGCGCUGCAUGAUCCGCUGCUGCGCGAGUUGGGCGAGUUUCUUCACGGGGACGGGGUCCAACCUAGCGUCGAGUUGAGGCAGCUGCUCGGCGACUAUUAUCAUGCGUAG
This is a messenger RNA of Metarhizium album ARSEF 1941, 2109 nucleotides long. RefSeq lists its product as uncharacterized. The coding region runs from base 1 to 2109 and encodes 702 amino acids. The record is from RefSeq and is a predicted model, not a curated record. The transcript has a single exon. Lineage: Eukaryota; Fungi; Ascomycota; Sordariomycetes; Hypocreales; Clavicipitaceae.